CAGUUGUCUAUCAAUUUUCUUUCUGAUUAUAUUUUUCCCUCUAAAUAAGCAUCUCUCUAAGAAAAUAAACAAUUUUUCGUCAAAGUGAUUAGUGAAUUUUUCUUUUCGUAUUUUCGAAAAAUGAUUGCAGUAUUAUUAUUAUUUAUUGCUUUCGCUUUAAUUAUUUAUCAUUAUCACACGCAUUAUGGUAAAUGUGGAAAACUUAUUAAUUUAAUUCCAGGACCAGGGAUUACUCCAAUUUUUGGAAAUGUCCUACAGUAUAAUCUUCCUAAUGACGAAUUGUGGACUUCACAGAGAAAAGUGAAUGCACAAUAUUAUCCAAUUGUGCGGCUAUGGUUGGCGAGCAUUCCGGUUAUAAAUGUAUUUCAUCCAGACGAUGUGAGAUUGCUACUCACCAAUACUACGAACAUUGAAAAAAAUUUAAUGUACAAUUUUUUACAACCUUGGUUGGGAACUGGUCUUCUAACAAGUGCAGGUGCAAAAUGGCAACAUCGUCGAAAAAUGUUAACUCCAGCCUUUCAUUUCAAUAUUCUACAAGAUUUUACUGAUAUUUUUGUUGAGAAUGCACAAAAAUUAGUUGAGAGUUUAAAAUCAAAGGAAGGUGUUACAAAGGAUAUUGUUCCACUCUUCAAAAUACAUACCUUAAAAAUCAUAUGUGAGACUGCAAUGGGUAUACAAUUGGACAAAGUAGGCGAUGAAAAACAGUAUGCAAAUGCCAUUCGGGAAUUAGGUAGUAUUCUUUUUUACAGAACACCUAAACCAUGGUUUCACAUUGAUUGGAUAUUUAGUUUAUCACCGAAAGGACAGAUUCAGAAGAAAUGUUUAAAGACAUUACAUGAUUUUACAACAAAAAUUAUUGAGGAGCGGAGGAAGUACCUAAAAAGUAAUUUAAACGGAAAAGAAGAUAGUUUAAAGAAGAACGGUCACGUGGAGGACGAUGUUGGUAUUCGCAAAAAACGAACGGCGAUGUUAGAUAUUCUGAUAAAAUCUGCAGAAGAGAAUGAAAUAGACGACGAUGGAAUUAGAGAGGAAGUUGAUACAUUUGUCUUUGAAGGUCAUGACACCACGGCAAUGGCUUUUAUUUUCACAGUCGCUCUUUUGGCGGAACAUCCAGAAAUUCAGGAUCUAGCCAGAAAGGAAGUAACGGAACUAUUCAAAAAAUCCAAUGGCAAAAUAGGAAUAAAAGAAAUUAAUUCUUUAGACUAUCUUGAUAGAUGUGUAAAAGAAAGUUUACGUUUGUAUCCAAGUGUUGCGACCAUUGGUCGAGCAGUGACUGAAGAUCAACAAUUAAAAAAUUAUCUAAUUCCUGCAGGAUCUAUGAUUAAUAUUCACAUUUUCGAUUUACAUAGAGAUCCAAAUUAUUGGCCUAAUCCACUUGUUUUUGAUCCAGAUAGAUUUUUACCAAAUAAUGUACAAAAUAGACAUCCGUUUGCUUAUGUGCCAUUUAGCGCAGGUUCUCGUAAUUGUAUAGGACAAAAAUUCGCAACAUUAGAACUAAAGGUGUUGAUAUCGCAUUUAUUGGAAAAUUUUAAAAUGUCCACGAAUGCCAUAACAAAUGAAAUUAAACUUAUUCAGGACUUGGUUAUCACUCCAGCGGAACCUAUACGAGUGAAGUUUACCUCAAUACGAGUCGCACUUGUGAACGGAACAUGCUUAUCAUUUUGUAUCACAGGCGCUUACGAAAUGCAGUUCACAACACUCGCAUUAUUACCAGCGUCACAGACGAUAGUAAGAUGCGUAUAUGAACUGACUCAUCUGCACCACAAAUUCAUAAUCGACAUUUUUUUUUUAAAUAUGAUACUAUUCUUUUUAAUCCUAAUUUUCGGACUACUAACUAUCUAUCAUCUAACUGUACAUUAUGGAAAAUGUGGAAGACUCAUUAACAAAAUUCCAGGACCCAAAAAUCUACCAAUUUUUGGUAGCGUCUUUGGUUACAUGGUACCAACAGAUGAAUUAUGGAUAGCUCACAGAAAAAUUAACGCGACGUAUUAUCCAAUCAAUAAAGUUUGGCUUGGAAGCACUCCAGUUAUAAGUAUUUACCAUCCAGACGAUGUUCAGAUAUUGCUCAGUAGUUUUAAACAUACAGAAAAAAGUAUGUUGUAUAAAUUUUUACAUCCUUGGUUAGGAUCUGGAUUACUCACCAGUUCGGGUAUCAAGUGGCAAAGACGAAGAAAAUUGUUGACACCAGCUUUUCAUUUUGAAAUUUUACGAGGUUUCAUUCACGUCUUUAACAAGCAGGGGGAAAUUUUAAUAAACCGACUAAAACAACAAGGCGAAGAAGUGAUUCAGAAUAUUGUACCAAUUUUCACCGAAUGUACGUUAAAUUCAAUUUUAGAAACAGCAAUGGGCACAACAUUAGAUGAAAAAAGUACAAGAAAUUUAUAUGGAUCGGCAAUUCGACAAAUUUCUGACAAUUUAUUUUUUCGAGCUUUAAGACCAUGGCUUCAUUUAAAUAAAAUUUUUAACAUUACUCCAACGGGAAUGAAGCAACAAAAAUUAAUUAAUAUACUACAUGGAUUUUCUAAUCAAAUUAUUAAAAAUCGAAAAAAAGAUAAAGAACGUAUUUCGAGAAUGAAUGAUGAUAAAUCUUUUGCAGAUGCUAAAAAUUCGGAAUAUAAAAUGGCACUGCUUGAUAUUCUGAUAAAAGCUGCGGAAAAAAAUCCUGACGUUGAUGAUGUUGCUAUUAGAGAAGAAGUGGAUACAUUUGUCUUUGAGGGUCAUGAUACAACAGCAAUGGGGACUUGUUUUACAAUAUUACUUUUAGCUGAACAUAAAGAAAUCCAGAAAAUAGCAAGACAGGAAGUUUGUGAAAUUUUCAAUGAAUGUUGCGGAAAAAUUGGCAUGAAGGAAAUUAAUCAAUUUACAUAUCUCGAUCGUUGUGUGAAAGAAGCACUUCGUUUAUUUCCAGGUGUUCCUGGUAUAGCACGAGUUCUUCAUGAAGAUCUUCAACUCAAAAAUUAUCUAGCCCCAGCUGGAACAAAUAUUCACUUGCAUAUAUUUGAUCUUCAUCGAGAUGAAAAUUUUUGGCCAGAUCCACUUGUUUUUGAUCCAAAUCGAUUUUUACCGGAAAAUGUACAAAGAAGACAUUCAUUUUCCUAUGUUCCAUUUAGUGCCGGUCCUCGAAAUUGUAUAGGUCAGAAAUUUGCCAUGAUGGAAAUAAAAGUUCUUGUUGCAAAUCUACUUUUUAAUUUUGACAUGGAAACACUGGACUCAUUUCAAAAUAUUAAACUUCUUCAAGAUAUUAUAAUUAGACCAGGUCAACCGAUACGAGUCAAAUUCGUUCAAAGGAGUCUUCCAAUUUUAUAAUCUUAUAUUACUAUUUUCAUAACAAUAUAAAGCUACCUGUAUGACAUAAGUGAGACAAAAAAUAUUUUAUAAAAAAUAAAUAAUAUUUUGAUUUCCAUAAAUAA
Leptopilina heterotoma is the source of this 3410-nucleotide messenger RNA. RefSeq lists its product as uncharacterized. Gene Ontology annotation, molecular function: oxidoreductase activity, acting on paired donors, with incorporation or reduction of molecular oxygen; heme binding; iron ion binding. The coding region runs from base 121 to 3306 and encodes 1061 amino acids. The record is from RefSeq and is a predicted model, not a curated record. The transcript has 24 exons. NCBI's taxonomy places the organism in Eukaryota, Metazoa, Arthropoda, Insecta, Hymenoptera, Figitidae.